AGGCGGGAUUAUCAGUCAUGGCAAGAAAGAUCUUGAAACUUGCCUCCUUCGCAGCGGCCACCACUGGCAUCUACCUAUAUGGCAACAAGUUCCUGGAUCCCAAUGAUUUUGGGGUUGUUCGUGUGGGCCGGGCCAUUGCCACGACAGCGGUUAUCACCUAUGACUACCUGACCUCGCUCCGGAGUGUCCCGUAUGGAUCGGAGGAGUACAACUUCCUCAAGUCCCAAGUGCACCUGCGCUCCGCUGAGCGCCUCCGGGAGCUGUGCUGCGCCAACCGAGGCACCUUCAUCAAGGUGGGACAGCACCUGGGAGCACUCGACUACCUUCUGCCUGAGGAGUACACCCGCACCCUCAGAGUGCUGCACAGCCAGGCCCCACAGAGCUCCCGGCAGGAGAUCCAGCAGGUCAUCCGCGAGGAGCUGGGCAAGGAGAUUGAAGAGCUCUUUGUGAGCUUUGAGGACACUCCCUUGGGAGCAGCAUCGCUAGCCCAGGUCCACAAGGCAGUGCUGCAGGAUGGAAGGACAGUGGCAGUGAAAGUCCAGCACCCAAAGGUCCAAACUCAGAGCUCCAAGGAUAUUCUGCUGAUGGAGGUUCUCCUCUUGGUUGUGAAACAGAUUUUUCCAGAUUUUGAGUUCAUGUGGCUUGUAGAAGAAGCUAAGAAGAAUCUGCCUCUGGAGCUGGAUUUUCUCAAUGAGGGCAGAAAUGCUGAGAAGGUAGCUCAUAUGCUCAAGGACUUUGACUUCCUAAAGGUCCCCAGGAUCUACUGGGAGCUCUCAACAAGGCGUGUACUCCUCAUGGAGUUUAUGGAAGGGGGACAAGUGAACGAUAGGGCCUACAUGAAGAGGAAUGGCAUCAACGUCAACGAGAUCUCUCGCAAUCUGGGGAAGCUCUACAGUGAGAUGAUCUUUGUGAAUGGUUUUGUCCACUGCGACCCGCACCCAGGCAAUGUGCUGGUGAAGAAAUGCCCAGCCUCUGGCAAGGCCCAUAUUAUCCUCCUGGACCAUGGUCUCUACCAGGUGCUGAGCGAGUCAUUCCGCAUGGACUACUGCCGCCUUUGGCAGGCCCUCAUCAAGGCUGACAUGAAGAGAGUGGAGAAGUACAGCCGACGCCUUGGGGCAGGGGAUUUGUAUCCUCUCUUUGCCUGCAUGCUCACUGCCAGGUCCUGGGAGUCUGUCAACAGGGGCAUUGACCGGUUGCCAGUCUCGGCCAGCGAG
Molecule: messenger RNA, 1214 nt
Organism: Tinamus guttatus (white-throated tinamou)
Lineage: Eukaryota; Metazoa; Chordata; Aves; Tinamiformes; Tinamidae
Source: RefSeq, a predicted model, not a curated record